CGAUAAUCAAAGACAUUUCGCGAAAAAACGUGGUACGGUAACCAAGAGUGUGUCGCUUCUUAACGUCAUCGUGAAACAUUUAACGUGGUAUUCGUGAUACGGUAAUUAGUUUUACGUGUAGUUUUGAGCAGGAUGUCGAAAAACGAGGAGAAAUUCGACGGAAUGCUGCUGGCUAUGGGUCAGCAACACGAAGGCGGUGUACAAGAACUUCUCGACACUGUCUUUAGUUUUCUCGCGAGGAAAACGGAUUUCUAUACGGGAGGAGGCGAGGGAGCUGCGGAAAAACUUGUCACUAGUAAAUUUAAAAAACACCAAGCUACUGCUUUCGCUGCCACUGAAAAAGCAGAGCGCGCAAAACAAGAGAGGCGUCGUAAAGAGAAGCUCGAAAAGAUGAAAAGAGAGAAGAAGGCGGAGGAGGAGAAAAUGAAUUCCGAGUCGAAAAUUGUCGAACUGACAGACGAACAGGCUGCUAAAUUACAAGAGGAAAUAGAUAAUAAAAAGAAAGCAGCGAAAGAACCGCCUGCCGUACCUGGGCCUAGUGGCGAUAAUGCAGAUAGCAUCGGAAAGGAAGAUAACAUAGAAGAGGAGGAAGAAGACGAAAAGGAAAAAAACAAACUCAGGCCUAACAGUGGAAACGGUGCAGAUUUACCCAACUAUAGAUGGACACAGACGCUUCAGGAUUUGGAGAUUAGAGUGCCGUUGAAAGUAAAUUUCUCGGUUAGACCUAAAGACGUUUCGGUGUCGAUCACGAAAAAGCACCUGACUCUCGGUAUAAAAGGUCAACCACCGAUAAUCGACGACGAUUUUCCGCACGAGGUCAAAGUCGAAGAAUCCACCUGGGUUAUCGAAGACGGCAAAGUGAUGCUGCUUAACUUGGAAAAGGUAAACAAAAUGCAAUGGUGGGCGCACAUAGUAACUAGCGAUCCAGAAAUCAGCACGAAAAAAGUGAACCCGGAACCCAGCAAACUGUCCGAUCUGGACGGUGAAACCAGAGGUCUCGUGGAGAAAAUGAUGUACGAUCAGAGACAAAAAGAGCUAGGCCUGCCAACUUCCGACGAGCAAAAGAAGCAGGAUGUGAUUAAAAAAUUUAUGGAACAGCAUCCUGAAAUGGACUUUUCGAAAUGCAAGUUCAACUGAUUGUGAGACGGUUCGCGAUCCAACGGAAGUGUUAAGGGUGUU
Messenger RNA from Hylaeus anthracinus, 1179 nucleotides. RefSeq names its product nuclear migration protein nudC (gene nudC). Lineage: Eukaryota; Metazoa; Arthropoda; Insecta; Hymenoptera; Colletidae. The transcript has 7 exons. The coding region runs from base 133 to 1137 and encodes 334 amino acids. Gene Ontology annotation, biological process: protein folding. The record is from RefSeq and is a predicted model, not a curated record. Gene Ontology annotation, cellular component: cytoplasm.